CCAGCCACUCCCGCAAUCAUAAACCCUCUCUGUUCCCCUACCUCGACCGCCCCCAACCCACCUCUCACGUGGCCGGACCUCUGAGCUCCUGCUUCCAUGUCGGCACUCACCUUCGACAUGCACUUGGGCUCUGAUGCUAUCAACCUGUCGCCCCCCGGCCCGAAUCCACCCAGAGCUUUUGCUUCCUACGCAUGCGGGGUCCCACGGUAAUUGUCUGCACAUAGAUUGCUUGAUAACUGCUAUACGCCCAACCCGCAAACCAACAUGCGCCUGCCUCUGCUGCACAUGUCUAACCGCCCGACGUUGAUAAGUAGACGUACUCAGCCUGUACCCCAUCGCCUACCCAUCGCCCUACCUUCUCCCAAUCGGCGCCACACACACACAUAUACAUACUUGCUACAUGUGUCCAUGCUUUUAUCGGCACAAUGGGAAACAAAGCAUAGCCCAAGCAUGGACACACUCACAUCUACCGCAGCCCGGAACACUGGAGCCCAAAAGGCCGAUCGCAUACCCACCCUCGUGCCCCAGACUGCCCUGGCCCUCCUCCAUGGACGCAGACGCGCCCGCCCCAGCCGUACAGUGACGUUUGCCGGCAGCAUCUUCGUUAUUUCUGCUGACCGGCUGACGUACUCUACUCCCUUCUUUGCCCCAGACCAAAUGCCCGAAACAUGUCUGUUGCCGGUAAUGAGCGACUUCCCGUGAUACUUAUGUGACCCCCAUGUCCAUACUACUGUACCUUCGUAUGGACUUGCCCUCCCCGUGAUUAACUACUGCACACACGCCCUUUUUUUUAAUCAUUUUCCUAUCCAAUUCCG
Messenger RNA from Bipolaris sorokiniana ND90Pr, 815 nucleotides. RefSeq lists its product as uncharacterized. Lineage: Eukaryota; Fungi; Ascomycota; Dothideomycetes; Pleosporales; Pleosporaceae. The transcript has a single exon. The record is from RefSeq and is a predicted model, not a curated record. Bases 265 to 702 code for a protein of 145 amino acids.